Molecule: messenger RNA, 1873 nt
Organism: Cimex lectularius (bed bug)
Lineage: Eukaryota; Metazoa; Arthropoda; Insecta; Hemiptera; Cimicidae
Product: lysosomal aspartic protease-like
Exons: 10
Coding region: 247-1269 (340 amino acids)
Biological process (GO): proteolysis
Molecular function (GO): aspartic-type endopeptidase activity
Source: RefSeq, a predicted model, not a curated record
ACUCAUGCCGAAAAUACCGUCAUAUUCUGUAUUGGCGAAGCCUUCGCCUGGCAAAUCUGUCGCCUCGACAAACGAUACGUUCUUCACCAUGUAUACAAAGACAGUACCGUUAGAGUAUCAGUGGAUAGAACUCCUUUCAUUAUACCCUGUGUUCCUUUAGUGAGACUACAUCGACCAGAGGAUAGAUCUAGGGCUCACAUCCAAAAACUAUAUAAGCAGAAUGUACUGCUUAGAAGACCUGGCGUAAUGAAAGAACCACUACGGAAUUUUAUGAAUGUAGAAUAUUUCGGUAAAGUCUCACUGGGAACGCCUAAGCAGGAUUUUCUUGUUUUAUUCGACACCGGCUCAUCCAAUUUUUGGAUUCCAUCAUCAGUGUUAUCAACAAAAGGGCAAAAGCAACAUAACUUGUAUCGUAACGAAAAUUCCUCAACCUACAAACGUAAUGGCACACUGCUUCAAAUAUGGUACGGUUCUGGAGUAAUGAGAGGACUGAUUUCUACUGACACAUUGACCAUUGGCCAACUAUCAGUUGAAAACGUGACUUUUGCAGAAGCCAUCAGUGUCCUUGGCACUGCGUAUGCUCAAGCGCGUUUUGAUGGAAUUUUAGGUUUGGGUUUCCCGACCAUCGCAGAGAAUGGAAUUCGCCCUCCAUUGUACAUGAUGAUGGACCAAGGACUACUGCAUGAAAAAGUUUUCUCUUUCUAUAUUAAUCGCGACGAAAAUGAUGGGAACGGAGGAGAAUUGGUUCUCGGUGGCUGGAAUGAUGACAUGGUCGAUCCCGCUGAUAUUGAUUACAUUCCUCUUAAUGAGAAGAGCUACUGGCAGUUUACCGUGGACAAGAUCACAGUGGACCAUGUUGGAAAAAGUAGCUCGCAAAUCGAUGUAGGGCCAAAAGAUUUUAAUGCCAUCGCUGAUACAGGUUCUUCAGAUAUAUUUGGACCAUCGCAAACCAUUGGGAGGAUUUUACAUUUAAUUGGCGCUAAAAUCGUUAAUGGAGAAGGAAUUGUGGACUGCGAUAAAAUCGAUACUUAUCCGAAUGUUACAUUCCACAUCAAGGGAAAACCGUACACCCUAAAUCCCAGGGAUUACAUCACAUCUUACGUGGUCAAAAACAAGAAAGAAUGCGCUGCAGGAUUCUCAGGACCUGAGAAUGAAGAGACAUCCCCAUGGAUCCUCGGUGAUUCAUUCUUGGGGAAAUUUUAUUCUAUAUUCAACGUCGACAAGACCGCUAUAGCAUUUGCUCCACUCAAGAAAAAAUCGAAACAUUAAAUAUACAAAAAGUUAUUACUACGCAUUAUGUAUUAUCAUCAUGCUGGGGGACCGCGGUAGCCGAGUGGUUAGCAUGAGAGACUCUCACGCCGCGGUCGUGGGUUCGAUUCCCACCGUCGCCUCUGGCCCUUUUUUCAGAAUAACCCCCCAAAUUUGAACACACAUAUAUGAAUUGUCACAUGGCUAAUAUGCAUAGUUCAUAACGCCAAAAAAAAAAAAAAAAGAAAAAAUCAUCAUGUUUGUAAUUAUUGCAGCUAGUCAUUAUUUAUUAUUGAAAAUUCUGUUUAAUAUUCAGUUUUAUGGAAACUAAAGCCAUUUAUAAUAAAUAAAUUGAUCAAUUACGGAAUAGUACAAUCUCAAAUUUUUACAAGCAUGUACAUAGUUAACCCUAUCACCUUUCUCAGACAACCGACAAUGUUAGAUUUGGUAAUUUAAAAUAAUUACCUGCAAACCGAGAGAAUCACCUUGGGUUUUCCAGUCGGUUGUCAGCCUCGCUCAGUCCAGCCACCGAGGUUGGGCUCUGGGGGCUACCAAUUGCUCGGUAAUUUCAAACUCCAACGCAAUCGUUUACUAAAUUCAAAUCCAUUUAUUCAUAAUAAAUUCU